Drosophila albomicans is the source of this 2114-nucleotide messenger RNA. RefSeq lists its product as uncharacterized. The transcript has 4 exons. NCBI's taxonomy places the organism in Eukaryota, Metazoa, Arthropoda, Insecta, Diptera, Drosophilidae. Bases 166 to 1998 code for a protein of 610 amino acids. The record is from RefSeq and is a predicted model, not a curated record.
CGAAAUCAAAUACAUGUCUCUGCACGGCUCACACUCGGAAUAAAACCAUUCCAGCUUCAGUUUCUCAGUGGAUUCGUGAAUUUCGCGCGGUGCGGUGCAGUCGAGCUAUACGCGAAGCUCGAACGGAUAAUGACGAAGUGUCCUGUGUGAAGAAGACUAAUUAAAAUGACACGACUCGGCGCAAAGUGUGCGCUGCUUUUAGUCUUAAGCCUUGCGCUAGGUUUGCUGCUGCUGCCCAUGCAAAUCGAGGCCUAUUCCCAGGUCUUGAUGAGCGGGAAUGGUGCUGCAGCGGAUCAGGGACCACGCAUCUACAAGGCGCUGAAUACGGAUUUAAUAUUUCCCAAAAUUUUCAACUCGAGUGAGAAUGUGGUGUCCACAACAAGCACAACGACGACGACAACUGCGCUGCCUUUGCCCAUACCAUACAAUCAUAUACAAGAAGCACAGGUGAAAACUGAACCAAAGGUUGUGGUGGAGACUGAAAUAAAGCCUGUAGUGGAUCAGGAACACACUGUGUUCGUCACGCCCUUAACGCACGAGCAGCCAACAGAAGAAUCUAGCGAAUUGCCGCCACCGGGUUUGAUUGAAGCUGCGUCUACUGGACGCGCUAUUGACUAUCGCACCUCGUAUCCAUUUGGCCAGCUUCUCACGCCGCAAAGGAAGACACAGCGUCCACAGCGACCAAAGACACAGAGUCAACGGUACAGGAAUCCGCAGCGCGGCUACAAUCGUGGUCAAUUUCAAGAUCGCUUUGCUCCCGGUGAAGGCGUCGCUUCAAAUGUCUUCAAGGGCAAUCAUCAGCAUUCCCAUCAACAGCAGUAUGAUGGCAAAAUAGCUGCCGGUUCCAAUGUCGUCUCUUCUUAUGUGCCGCCCAAGGAUGCCUACUCCUUUCCGCCGCUCAAUACCAAAUAUCCAUCGCCAUCGCAGGAUCCCAAGGCUGCGCAGCCCUCGGAUACAAUUUCCAGCUAUUUGCCACCUGCAUCGGGGAAUGCUUUGAGCACUGCCGGUUAUGCUUACAACAGUCCCAGCACGGGCUAUCAAUAUCCUGGUCCUGUGAUCCCAGCCGGUGGUGAUAAGCUGCCGGCGGCGAGCUCAGCAAGCGCAGUGCCAGCGGCUCCAGCUGAUGAUGAUCCCGAGAAUGAUGACGUGAUUGGUACACUGCCAGCGAGUGCACAAGAUAAUCCGGCGCCGGCCAAGGAUGAGGGAAAGGAUGCAGGCGACGCGAUGGGAGGCGAUACUGGCGGCGAUGCGAUGAGCGGCGGCGAUGAUGGUGAUACAGGAGGCAUGCCUGGUGGUGGUGGCGGCGAUGAUGGCCCAUUGCCAGUGUUACAAACUGGCGGCCAAGCGCAUCCCAGUGACGAUAACAAGUAUGAUCCUAACAUGGAAUAUGCAACACCGCCGCCCGGUUGGUUGGAAUCCCAUCCAGAGUCGGCCGCGCCAAAGCCAGCAGACCACGAUCAUGACCAUGACCAUGAUCACCAUCACGACCAUGGGCACGAUUACUCUGAGCCCUUGCAAUAUCAUGAUGAUCAUCCCGAGCAUCACGAGCACUAUCCAGAUCAUCAUGAUUAUGCUUAUCCCUCAUUUCCCGAUGUCUCAUAUCCCGAACUUAUCUAUGAUGAUCAUCAUCACCAUCAUCAUCAUGUGGAACCACCGCCACCUCCUCCUCCACCUCCACCACCACCACCGCCAACCACACCGCCACCGCCUCCUCCACCACCGCCACCACCACCAGAGCCACGUGUUAAAAAGUACAGCUACUUCUAUAUUGGUCGAAAACUGUGGUACAUACCUCUGUACUUCACCGUGUGGUUUAGUUUCUACAUUCUGUGGCUGAUCAUCAAGUCGAUUGGUCGUCAUAAGGUCAAUUUGCCCAAUCACUAUGUGUCGCGACGUAGUUUACCCGAUUAUUCGGAGCAGAGUAGGAAUGAGUUUAUUAAUGAGAUGACAGUAAAUGUGCUGCAGCAGAUAGAUAACUUUAAGCAAAAAUAUUUAUAAUUGACGACCGGCGCUACAAAUAAAACACACUUGUAAUUUAAAACGGUUUUACUUUUUUUUGGCGCGAGCAGUGAAGUUGGCUGCGCUUGAAACUUUUGCGUUAUGCACAGUUAUCG